UAUAUAUCUCCCCAAUUCCAAGUUGACAGACUGAUCCAAAACCUCCCGUCUCCUUGUGUCCUUUCUUCUUCUAAAUAGUUAAUACUUUUAUACUCCGCCUGCAAAAUUUUCUCCGUCUACGAAGCUGAGGCUCACGUGGUGGUGAUGGGAUCAAUCUCCGCCUUAUCCAGAUCUCCUUAAUUGAAAACCUAGGGUUUUGAUCCUUCAUCGCAUCCUCCAUCUCUGCUACAGAGUGAAGCGUUCAAUCGGAGAAGAAUUAAGAAUCAGAAAGGGGGGAUUUGAUUUUUCCUUCUUUCUUAGGGUUUGGGGAGGGAGCGGGUAGCUGAGAAAUCGUCAUCGGAAAAGUCGCAGGAGGUGUCGGGAAGAGAUUGCAGCGGUGGCGGGGCGACGGGUUGGUGGGGGGUUUCGGAGAGCAUAGGAUAUAAAAUGCCUUCGGUGCCCAUUCUGCGUUCUCCGGUUCUUCCUUCUCUAACACCCUACCAUGGAGGGAUGUGCUCGCAUCGUUUGAAACGGCUCGAAAAGAGUAAUCGGCGUGGUAAUCUUAGUUAACAUUAGGUUCCUUCUUCUUCUUCUUCUCCCCCCUCUUUUUACCUCCAGUUUGCUCCUCCCCUUUUAUUGCCGCUUACCUGUACUUGAGAUCUCUUCCGGGAGCUCUAUUGUUGUACUUGUUCCUCUCCAUCCCUGGUGUGCGUGUGCGUGUGCUCGCUGAAAGUCUGGAAAGUUCGUCGAUCUGGUCGUGUUUGGAGAGAUCGGUCAUUGGAUUUGCUUCAACCUUCGUGAUUAGUUUUCUGUUCAUUGUCUUUGUAACUGUCGAUGGACGUUGGCCACCGUGGUGCUGGUUCUGUUGAGGAUCUUCUGGUGGAUGAAGAGGAAGUCGAUCUUGGAAAAUUGAGGUCCGAAAGUACUCAAGAAACAGAUGCAUUUGAUAGAGAUCACCUCGAUGAUGGAGGUGGAGGUUGUGAAUCAAUCGGCUCAUCUGGGCCUCAACCUGUCUCCAGUAAUUGCUUGGACAAAGCAGCAAAAUUCCCCUGUCCUAGCGACAAGGCAUCCAGUCUAGAUUCAUCAAAUGAUGAUGCUCCAGAGGAAGCAUUGCACUUGCUGUUCUCCGAAGAGCCCCUGCAGGCCGCCGAGUCUAUAAAACUCAUACCUGCCCUGAAAGGUAGCCGAGAGAAAAUGGGUAAGGCGGCACCAAGGCAGCAGCUGAGUGUGACUUGGGCUCCUGAUGUGUAUGACCCUGUUCCCAAUUCUCUCUGCCACACGGUGAAGAGCAGUAAGAAGAAAUCUAGAAGAGAGAAAGAUAGAGAUAACAACCACCACCACAACAAGAAGAAUGGAAAGAAGGGACAGAAGGGUAGUGGUAGUACUUCAUCCUCGCGAGGAGGCAGCAGCAGCAGUAGUAGUAGCAAGGACAAGAAGCAAAUCCGGAGAAAGCCCGACAACAAGUCUUCUUAUAAAACAUUGGAUAUCUGUGAUGACAGAUUUGGCGAUUCUUCAAGUGGGCUUAGCUUUGACGUGGCUAGUGCAGACUACUGCGGCAGCAGCUUCCUUAAGAAAUCUGUAACAGAGUUCCAUUACUCUGUUGCUGAGGCGUUGUGAUCUUAGACCUUGGCUUGGUUUCAUGCGAUAACUAAGCCCGGCCUCCAGCUUGUGUCUUUCCUUUUUCUUCUGUGAAUAAAUAAGUGCUCUUAUGGGAGUGUAGAAGUUUUUAGAACGUCUAAAUCUGUGCUGUGUACUGUACGAUUGUUGUUUGGUAGUUAAUUUGACAAGGAGACCAGCCUGGUUCUGUGUGAUGUGUCUUUGUUCUAAUAUCAUGUACUUCUGACUUAUUAUUUCCAAGGUUUAGUUGCUUCUUGACUUGUGACUUAUGAGGUUGUUCUUCAGUCUAUGGGAUUAGUUGCUAUAAACUUGAAAGCAUGCCAACCACGCAGGGAGAUCUUCAAUUCACUUGCUUAAACCUUUCAGGGCAACAAUGAUAACGAUGCCAAAAA
Linum tenue is the source of this 1988-nucleotide messenger RNA. The record is from the annotation of a GenBank genome assembly. Lineage: Eukaryota; Viridiplantae; Streptophyta; Magnoliopsida; Malpighiales; Linaceae.